Molecule: messenger RNA, 588 nt
Organism: Drosophila bipectinata
Lineage: Eukaryota; Metazoa; Arthropoda; Insecta; Diptera; Drosophilidae
Source: RefSeq, a predicted model, not a curated record
AUGCUCCAGUUGGAGCCGCAAAACCACUCGGGCGCCACUACAAAUCGCGCAAACUACAAACGGCCAGCUAACAAAACCAUCAAAUUGGCGCCAGUCGAGGGAACUGGUGAUGCUUUUGCCCCAUUUGGCGGCACCACUUCGCCGCGUCACCGUCCGCCGGGCAAGUCGAAAACUGUUCAGGAACUGAUUCUGGAGGGUGCCCGCCGUCGGCGACGUCAAUGCGGGGUACAGGACCCAAGCCCAAGUCCGCACAUCGCUCCCGAUCGCCAUCACUUGGUGCCGGAACCCAAGGCCAAGGAGCGCAAGGACAAGACCCGUGCGAGGGAGCGCGAGCGAGAAAAGGAUCGAAAUAGAGAGCUCGAACGAGAUAUAACACGUCAGCGUGAUAUAGAACGUGAGCUUGAUAUAGAACGUGAGAAAGUGCGUGCUAUAGAACGCGAAAGAGAACGCACAAGACAGCGGCAGCGGGAGCGCGAUAGAGAGCGCGAAAAGGAGUGCGAAAGAGAGCGCGAAAGAGACCGGAAGCGGGAGCUUGAUCGGGAGCGGGAGCGGGAGCAGGAGCAGCGGGAGCUUAAUGGAACAGGAUAA